UUUCAUUUUAAAAUUGGUUGUACGCAAACACUGACGCGUCAGCGCAGUUCAUGUUUGAUGUCGGUUCGGAUCAGAUCAGAAAAUCCAUAAAGAACUAGCGAUUUAAAAUGUAUCUCCGUGCCCUCGCUGUGCUUGGUGUUUUAUCGGUAUGCCGUGGCCAGGGCGACAGCAGCAGAAGCUCGUAUGGCGUCUCGGGAGAUCGGAGUGCAUCAAAUAGCUUUGACCGAGUUGAUUUCAGAAGCACUGGAGACCUUGCAUCACGGGGCACUGUGCCUGAAAACUAUGCAUCGAGAAGCACUGGACCUGACGGUGUGGGACUUACUGGUUCUGGAAGUUCCGCAUCUGGCUCUGCACGUGGCGGCACAGACAGGCGUCCACGUACAUAUGACGGGCCUCCGCCAGAGGAAGGCUAUUUAGGCGGUCGAGGCGGGUAUGAUGGACUACCGGUGCAGGGAGGAUACUGUGGUGAGCCCGAAUGUGCGGACGGUGGCGUCAGAGAGGGCAUGGCCAUGGGUAGGCCGGGAGAAGGCUCUGCUAUGGCAACUGCAGACAGGCAGCGCACCGGAAGGGAGGACAUGCCUACAACUUUCUACGAACAGUUCUCUGGGGGGCCGGCUACCGCCCCUGGCAUGAUGGGCGGUGGAUACAUGGGUAUGGGCGGUGGCAUGGGCACUGGGGGAGGAAUGGGUUUUACAGGCGGAGUGGGAAUGAUGCCCAUGGGUGGAAUGGGAAUGAUGCCUAUUGGAGGAAGUGGAAUGAUGCCUAUGGGAGGUAUGCCUAUGAGACCUAUGGGCGGCGGAUACAUGGGCGGACCAAUGACAGGCAGUGGGUUCAUGGGCGGACCGAUCGGCGGCGGGCCAAUGUUCGGCAUGCCAUAUAGGCCUCCGAUGUUCGGUAGGAUGCCUAUGGGACCGCGAUAUGGUGGAAUGAUGCGAUAGUUAUUUCUUCCAUAAUAUUAAUGGCAGUAAAUGCCUUUAAACAUGGUUUCUGGACUCAUAUAUUUUGUUUAUCAUUUUUCACCACCGAAGAAAAAAAGCAAGAACGUUAAAUAUAUAUAUAUUAAAAACAGUUCGAAUUGAUUAUUUGUUUUUAACCGAAAUAAAUUUAAAGAAAUUGA
Mya arenaria is the source of this 1117-nucleotide messenger RNA. RefSeq lists its product as uncharacterized. The record is from RefSeq and is a predicted model, not a curated record. The coding region runs from base 108 to 938 and encodes 276 amino acids. NCBI's taxonomy places the organism in Eukaryota, Metazoa, Mollusca, Bivalvia, Myida, Myidae. The transcript has 2 exons.